ACGAACACGCUUUCCCUCAAAUGCUUUUUUUUCACGUUCUCUGUUUUGUAUAAAAAAAGUGCAAAAAGCCGCGGCGUGCCAAAUUUGUAUUGCGUGCAGAAUUGCUAACAAGAAGGAAAAAAACAAUAAGGCUUUUUCUGCCUUUAGCAUAUAUUUUGUACGCUCCUAGUUUUAAAUUCCAUUAGCCCUAAUUUCGGUGACAGCUGUUGAACUCCAAGUGAAAAAUAAACGCGCGCAAUUAACUAAAAACAAAAGUUAUAAGGCCAACAAGCAAAAGCACUCAAAAAAUUCAAGGAUUUCGAUUUGAGUCCAGGUGAAUCACAGAGAAAAACAUUAGCCAAAAUGUCUGAUCGCAAGGCCGUGAUUAAAAAUGCCGACAUGAGCGAGGAGAUGCAGCAGGAUGCCGUUGACUGUGCGACACAGGCCCUCGAGAAGUACAACAUUGAGAAGGACAUUGCGGCCUACAUCAAGAAGGAGUUCGACAAAAAGUACAAUCCCACAUGGCAUUGCAUUGUGGGCCGCAACUUUGGAUCGUAUGUCACCCACGAGACGCGCCACUUCAUCUAUUUCUAUUUGGGCCAGGUGGCCAUUUUAUUGUUUAAGAGCGGUUAAAGUAUUGUCGAGUCGGAUGAAGUGGUGGUGAGGAGGCUGAUGGAGAUGCAGCAGCUGCACCGACAACAACAACAGCAGGGGCAGCAGUCGCAUUUCGGGACAUCAGAGGACGAGGAUCUAGAGCAGAAGCAGCAACAACCACAUAACCAAGAACAACAACAACAACAUCAA
Molecule: messenger RNA, 783 nt
Organism: Drosophila gunungcola (fruit fly)
Lineage: Eukaryota; Metazoa; Arthropoda; Insecta; Diptera; Drosophilidae
Product: dynein light chain 1, cytoplasmic
Exons: 3
Coding region: 343-612 (89 amino acids)
Biological process (GO): cilium assembly; microtubule-based process
Cellular component (GO): cytoplasmic dynein complex
Molecular function (GO): dynein light intermediate chain binding; dynein intermediate chain binding
Source: RefSeq, a predicted model, not a curated record